Molecule: messenger RNA, 844 nt
Organism: Salvia miltiorrhiza (redroot sage)
Lineage: Eukaryota; Viridiplantae; Streptophyta; Magnoliopsida; Lamiales; Lamiaceae
Product: protein TRANSPARENT TESTA 1-like
Exons: 2
Coding region: 105-755 (216 amino acids)
Biological process (GO): anatomical structure development; regulation of gene expression
Cellular component (GO): nucleus
Molecular function (GO): DNA-binding transcription factor activity
Source: RefSeq, a predicted model, not a curated record
UUCAAUGCUCUUCCAAUUCUCACUCAACCAACUCAUCAAUAAAUCUCUCCACAAAAAAUAAAAUAUUGUGUCAAGGGUUUUGUUCUUGACAAAAAAAUCAAGAAAUGGAGCCCUUCGACUUCUUCCCGAGAAAAUCAGGUGAAAUGGCGUUGCAAUCGAGGCAGUCGUGCGACGAAGACGACGAUGCCGCCGCCAUCAGUUUGCAAAUCGGGCUUCCAAACUCGGGUUCAGGCGGCGGAAAGAAAGAAGCAAACUCGGCGGCGAAAUACUGGAUACCUAGCGCUGCACAAAUAGUAGUUGGCUUCACUCAUUUCUCGUGCCACGUGUGCAAAAAGACAUUCAAUCGCUACAAUAAUCUUCAGAUGCAUAUGUGGGGGCAUGGAUCGCAGUUCAGGAGGGGGGCGGAGUCGCUGAAGGGGCGGCAGCCGCGGGGCAUAAUGGGAAUUCCGUGCUACUGCUGCGAGGAAGGGUGCAAGAACAACAUUGACGAGCCGCGGGCGAAGCCGCUCAAGGAUUUCAGGACGCUGCAGACGCACUACAAGAGGAAGCACGGCAGCAAGCGCUUCUCGUGCCGCAAGUGCGGCAAGUGCUUGGCCGUCAAGGGCGACUGGCGCACCCACGAGAAGAACUGCGGCAAGCGCUGGCUCUGCGUUUGCGGCUCCCAUUUCAAGCACAAGAGGUCCCUCAAAGACCACGUUGCCGCUUUUGCUUCCCCCCACCGCCCCUCUUCUCCUCCUACUUUUCUAAAACAUUAAUUCAUCAACUCUACUUAAUUCUACUGCUACAACAACCUACCUAGUAUCACUAUAUCUCUAGUUGUUUCUCAUUGUUUAAUUUCGAUAAA